GGUUGUAAAGCUGUAUGGAUUAUGACUGGUGGGAGGAAUGAGACUUCCGAGAGAUGCCAGCCGUGCUAAGAGCCCGUAAAUCCCAAGUGUGUUCAGGCUCAGACUGGAGAGAAGUACUGGAGGGAAAGGCAACACGGCUCAAUCAAAGUGAAUCCAAUCCAAUAUGUGGCUGCUGCUGCUGUCAUGUGCAGGCCUCUUGGGGGCGCUCUAUGCUCUGUGGUCCUGGUUCAUACCAGCUGUAGUGCAGUUCAACGGCAGUCUAGCACUGCUAUGGCACGAUGUCAUUGUGGAAAGAUGUCUGGAUGCCUUCACUGGGACAACGCGGCCACAGCGGCUACUGAGAGCAGUGCAGGAGAGAGCUACCAGAGGAGACUCGGAGAGCGUGAUCGCAGCCAUCGACCAUUUCUGCAGGCACCAGGAGUGGGCCAUGAACGUGGGUGAUGAGAAAGGCUUUAUCUUGGACUCAGUGGUGAGUGAGGUGAGUCCUCAGACGGCACUGGAACUGGGUACGUACUGUGGCUACUCCACGGUGCGCAUUGCCCGUCUGCUGCCCCCUGGUGGCCACCUCAUCACACUGGAGUUUAACCCGAACUACGCUGCAGUUGCCCGCCAGGUGAUUGCCUGGGCAGGGCUUGAAGACAUGGUGCAGGUGGUUGAAGGAGCUUCCGGCGACUGGAUCCCACACUUGAGAGAGCACUUUGGGAUUGAAUCAUUUGACUUUGUUUUUCUGGAUCACUGGAAAGAGCUCUACCUGCCUGACAUCAAACUGCUAGAGGAGUGUGGUCUUCUUCGGAAGGGCACCGUUCUGCUAGCCGACAAUGUCGUCUGCCCAGGGACUCCAGAUUACCUUGAAUACGUACGCAAAAGCCAGUCCUAUGAAAGCCAUUACUUCGGGUCUCACCUAGAGUACACCAGAGCCGAAGAUGGUCUGGAGAAGUCUGUGUACCUGGGCUAGCGUGUAGCGUGUAUCAACCCACCACAGGCUACACAUUUGGACUUUACUCCAAGACAACACGUCCCCUGUUUUUCUUGUGAAGUGCAUGUUUAGACAACAUAAUGCUGUAAAACAGUAGCAUUGUUCUGUAAUUGUUUAAAGUGCAUUACUUACCAUAAUUCUGUAUCGCUGAAAGACGUUUCGGUGUUUUACCAUAACACUAACACUAGAGGGCAGAAUGUGACGUGAUUCUGCCUUCUCUAACACUAGAGGGCAGAAUCACAUUGCAAUUACUGCUCAUCCGAAAAGUGUUUUACCCUCCAGAAAUGUUUGAUAUUGUUAUUUGAUAUGGACCGGUAUAAAACAAAUAAAUUAUAG
Messenger RNA from Electrophorus electricus (electric eel), 1312 nucleotides. It is a transcript of the gene comtb, whose product is annotated as catechol-O-methyltransferase b. Gene Ontology annotation, molecular function: catechol O-methyltransferase activity. Lineage: Eukaryota; Metazoa; Chordata; Actinopteri; Gymnotiformes; Gymnotidae. Gene Ontology annotation, biological process: developmental process; catecholamine catabolic process; dopamine metabolic process. The record is from RefSeq and is a predicted model, not a curated record.